AUGCAAAUUAUCGACCGAAUCAAGGAAUUUGAUGUGUAUUCAAAACCUUUGGAUGAUUUUCGAGUUCGAACUUUUACUGGAGGGGCAGUGACAAUAGUUUGUGGCUUUGUGAUUAUUCUAUUAUUUAUAACAGAAACAAUAUCAUUUCUAUCGACGGAAAUAGAUGAACAGCUUUAUGUUGAUUCGACAUCUGCUGAACAACGCAUUGAUAUCAAUUUCGAUGUCGAAUUUGCCAAAUUACCAUGUUCAUUGAUAACUGUUGAUGUAAUGGAUGCGAGUGGUGAUAAUCAGCAAGAUAUACAACAUGAUUUAUAUAAACAAAGAAUUGAUUUGAAUGGUAAUAAUAUUUCUGACGAUGCUAUAAAGCAAGGUGUUGUCUUCAUUCUGUCUACAUUUUUAUGUUGUAAUACAUGUGAUGACGUGAAAAAUGCUUAUAAUCUUCGUGGAUGGCAAAUAGUCGAUAUAGAAAGCGUUGAGCAGUGUAAGUCAGAUUCUUGGGUAAGGAAAUUAGAAGAUUACAAGAAUGAAGGUUGUCGAGUUUAUGGAACUGUGCAAGUUGCCAAGGUUGCUGGUAAUUUUCAUGUAGCUCCCGGCAAUCCAUUGCGAACUCAUCGUUCUCAUUCGCCUGUAAAAUUUGAUGCUUCGCAUAUUAUCAGACAUUUAUCAUUUGGUAUUGAUUAUCCUGGAAAAAAUUAUCCACUUGAUGGCAAAUCUUUUGUUUCCAGCAAAGGCGGUAUUAUGUUUCAAUACUAUCUAAAAAUCGUGCCAACAAUUUAUAAAUCCCUCACUUCACCUAAUGAAUUAUUUAGCCAUCAAUUUUCCGUAUUUAUGAAUCAAAAGGACCUAAGCUUAGGUUUAUCAGGUCUUCCUGGCUUUUUCGUGCAGUACGAAUUUUCACCGUUGAUGGUUAAAUACGAAGAAAAGCGAAGAUCGUUAUCCACAUUUCUUGUAUCAUUAUGCGCUAUUAUUGGUGGAAUUUUCACCGUCGCAAGUUUGAUAGAUUCGUUUAUCUAUCGAUCUUCACGAGUUCUUCAAAGGAAGAUUGAACUUAGUAAGCAUUUUUAG
Messenger RNA from Dracunculus medinensis (Guinea worm), 1065 nucleotides. The record is from the annotation of a GenBank genome assembly. Lineage: Eukaryota; Metazoa; Nematoda; Chromadorea; Rhabditida; Dracunculidae.